Messenger RNA from Lepisosteus oculatus (spotted gar), 4819 nucleotides. Its product is annotated as ribose-phosphate pyrophosphokinase 2. The record is from RefSeq and is a predicted model, not a curated record. Gene Ontology annotation, cellular component: ribose phosphate diphosphokinase complex; cytoplasm. Gene Ontology annotation, molecular function: ribose phosphate diphosphokinase activity; magnesium ion binding; ATP binding. Gene Ontology annotation, biological process: purine nucleotide biosynthetic process; 5-phosphoribose 1-diphosphate biosynthetic process. NCBI's taxonomy places the organism in Eukaryota, Metazoa, Chordata, Actinopteri, Semionotiformes, Lepisosteidae.
GCACGCCUAUAGGACCUCCUUUCUACAACAAGAGCAUGCGAGGGGUGUGCGCAGAAGCGAGACGCGGAGGCUUUCAGGACAGCUCUUAACCGUAAAGAAUAAAGAAGACUGCAUUUACGAUUUAACGACCGUUUUUUUUUAUUGUUCUUUAUAUUGCACUCGCAUAAAGUUUGUUCAGCUAUGCCUAACAUUGUUCUUUUUAGCGGGAGUUCCCACCAUGAUUUGUCACAAAAAGUAGCAGACCGACUCGGUCUAGAUUUGGGAAAAGUGGUCGCAAAGAAAUUCAGCAACCUGGAAACCUGUGUGGAGAUCGGAGAAAGCGUCCGAGGGGAGGAUGUCUACAUUGUGCAGAGCGGCUGUGGAGAAAUCAACGACAACCUCAUGGAGCUGCUGAUCAUGAUCAACGCCUGCAAGAUCGCUUCCGCCUGCCGAGUGACAGCGGUCAUUCCCUGUUUCCCUUACGCCAGGCAGGACAAAAAGGAUAAGAGUCGUGCACCUAUCUCGGCCAAGCUCGUAGCCAACAUGUUGUCAGUAGCAGGAGCAGAUCACAUUAUUACUAUGGACCUUCAUGCUUCCCAGAUUCAGGGUUUUUUUGAUAUCGCUGUGGACAACCUGUACGCGGAGCCUGCAGUGCUACAGUGGAUUAAAGAAAACAUCCCAGAAUGGAGGAACUGCAUUAUUGUGUCACCAGACGCAGGUGGAGCAAAACGGGUGACUUCAAUUGCUGACCAGCUGAAGGUUGACUUUGCUCUGAUUCACAAAGAGAGAAAGAAGGCCAAUGAAGUACACCGAAUGGUUCUGGUUGGAGAGGUGAAAGACCGCGUGGCUAUUCUGGUCGACGACAUGGCUGACACAUGUGGUACCGUCUGCCAUGCUGCUGACAAACUGAUGUCAGCCGGAGCAACAAAAGUGUAUGCAAUACUGACACAUGGGAUCUUGUCUGGUCCUGCCAUUUCCCGCAUAAACAAUGCAGCCUUUGAGGCUGUAGUAGUUACCAACACCAUUCCACAGGAAGAGAAAAUGAAAGUGUGCUCAAAGAUUCAGGUCAUUGACAUCUCCAUGAUCCUUGCUGAGGCAAUAAGAAGAACCCACAAUGGAGAAUCGGUCUCCUACCUGUUCAGCCAUGUUCCUUUGUAAAGGAAAAGAGGAAGAUCAUGUUUUUUGCUGGUCUGCUUCUGCAUGAUUUCAGCAACAAGCCACCUGGAAGAAUGAAGGACCAUCAGAGGGACAAGCUUAGUGACUGGAAUUAAUCCACUUGUAGCCACAGACGUCACUUCAAAGAUGAGCUUCUCCUUACUUUAUGUCCCAGUGUGUGCUUUCCAGUUUUAAAACCCAGAACACUGGUCAAGGGGCUUAGCUUUAGUUGAUACCUCAGUGUGUUUCAAAGUAAUCAAUGGAGAAUUCCAGUGAUUUUUAAGGAGAAUGAUUGCUACAGAUUUCUAUGUAUGUAGAUAAGAUUUAGGUUUAUUAUAAUUAAUUUUUGUUCAGAUUGAUUUGUCCGGGUGAAAGCUGUUUGAAGACUCCACAAGUUUCUAUAGAUCUAUACAUUGCUGACCAAUGCCUGUGUUUAAUUUAGACGGUUUUAUACGGUAUAUACUGGAGAAAUACCGUUUUUCUGUGUCCUGGAAAUUUAGGUUUAUUGGAAACUGAAUAAAUGGAAUGGCACUAUAAGGCAGGGAAACAUUUUUUUCAGCUUUUUGUUCAUGCCUUUCAAAGAAUUCUGAUGAUGGUUCCCUGAGGUGAACAGGGCCAUGUUUCAUUAUAAACAGUUGCAUGUAUUUCACCCUUCUCUAAUAUGCUUAUUUCAGCUGUCUCCCCCCCCCAGGCUUGUCUCAUGAAGUUCGUUUUCUUUAUUUAAUAAACAUGGGACAGACUUUAUUGCCUUGUACUGUUAGUAACAUACUAAUUUUGUCAUGUGGGGAUACAAGAACUGCUAUAAUAAGAACAUUAAUUGGAACAUUCUGCCUACAAUAAAUUGUUAGUAGGCCCCAUGCGGCCCCAAGUGUCAAGGUAACCCCAAGGCCCUGACACUGCCUAUUUGAACCCAGAAAAUUGUCCCUGGACCUGGAUUCCCAGACCAGCAGCACACCAGGGAGUCUACAGAUGGUGGUGGGCAUUUGUUGGAAAGCAAUUCCUAGGCUUGUAGUGAAACAGCAGUGCUGGGACUUCAUAGGUGGCAGCAUGUCAGUCAUGCCAGUGAGAAACGAGCUGCUCUACCUGCUGGUGCUAAAUCUUCUGUAAGGUCCUAUGGAGCUUGCAGCAUGUUUAAAGUUUAAUUGCCCUAAAGGUUUGGUGUAACAGAGGUGCAAGUCCCCGUUCUCUCUGUGCCAGUCGAGAGCUGCGGUCUUCAGAAAAAGCCUAUUGACAGUUCCAAAUGAAGUGGGGAUUUAAUAAACCAAGGUGGCCAAUCCAGAUUUCUAAAGAAAGAGUAAGCAACAUUGUUGCUUGUUACAAGGCAGCAGUUCAGCACAUUCUAAUACUGCGCCCUGCAUUAUCUGAGAAUGUUCUAGAUCGGAUCCUUUAUUUGCACUUGAAUUGAGUCCAGGAAAGCAAUCAAAAUUUUAAAAACAGGGGUCGUUAAGGGUCCGGAGUGAAAAGCAUCAACAUGGAUUUCCCCUGAAACAAUAUCAGGAAAAUCCUUGCUUUUAUUUUCUUAUAAUCAUACCAUGAAAUAAGAGUAAUGAUCGUGUACUUUACUAGCAGAGUAGAGAGAUCUAUCGAACAGAAGGGUUCUUGAAGGUGGCUGAUGACUUGAAUCCAAGCUCUGUAGUGCUCUUUAUAGCAGGGGGCACAGUCCUGGUUCAGUUGUUUGUUGCACAUGAACAAUAUAUUAAGCAAUGGAGUCCUUCAUAGAUGUAAUAAUAGGUUUAAUUUGAUCUUUGUUUUCUAGUCCUAAACAGUUGCCUUUUAACUAUUGUGUUUCUUAAAAUUCUCACCUUUAAGUAUAAAAAAAAGUUGAAAAGGUUCUAACCAAUGUGUUGAUUCAGUUAAGCAUUCAUUUGCGAGCUGCAGGUGUUCAAGUCCUCAGGGCCACGAUGGCACUGUGUGUCACUCCAGGUCCUAAGAGACUUCCGGUCUUUCCACCUGGGCUCUUAAAAGACUUGACCAACUCGAUUGCUCACUUCAUUGUUUUCUAUUACCACUGCUGGUCAUUAUUCAUUAUUAAGGAGUGCACGUUACCUGCUUUAUAAAACCUGUGAAACAGAACAGUCCUAAAAGACCAUGAGUGAAUAUCACUGGUGCACAGCUCCAGUCCUCAAGGGCCAGAAAUUAACUGUUUUUUUUUAGGACUCUUUAAAUUAUCAACAGCAGAACAGUGUUUAAUUGGACUGUUUAAGCCAAUUUCCUCAAUCAGGCCAUGAAGACAAAAGGUGGAAUAAAAGCCUGCAGAAGCUACAGUCCUCUAGCACUGGAGCUGUGCACCACUGCUAUAAUAUUCAAAUACAGAGGUCUAGCUGGCUAGUCCUCACCAAGUGUUGAUCCACCAGAAACUCACCUACUGUAUGUACCACAGACCAGUUAAAAUCUGUGCUUUGGAUGCCAGGACAUAUAGGACUACAGUGGGUCAAUAACGCUUCUUAGAAAAAGUUUCAAAAUGGAAGUUUAAAUGUUGAGAAUUGCAUACAAAGGUUUACACAGCCUCGCUGUGUUACAUUAUCAUUCCCUUCAUGUGUUUAAACUUGAAAUACCAUGUUAUAGUAUCUUUGUCAUCCUUUAAGGCAGUCUUUCAGUGUUGUCUAUGCCUCACUGUGGACGCCAGAGACAUCAGUAAUUACAUUUCUCCAUGUUAUAAUGUCUUGUAUUGGUGUAGUGCUUUUCUGGAUGGGAACCAACAACUUCCUCCAUCACUGACAUGCACACGGCACAUAGCAGCUUAGCCCCACUACCCCACAUGUGGUGGAGACAAACUCAUCACUUCCAAUAAAGGGGGAAUUUAGAAAAGGUAAACUAGGUUGAGGAAGGUGAACGUUAGCCAAAACACUGGAGUUAAUGCACAUACUCUUUUUUUCGAGUUAGUAUCUAAGUUUACGGUUUCACCCAAAAGAUAGCAGCUUCUGCAGCACAAUACUGUAUAUGCUGUCAUCACACUGGGGUAUUGGUCUGAAGACCCUGUUCCAAAUGAAACCGCUCCACCUACAAGUCCACCAGUAUCGGAUACCUAAGCCUCGUUCUGAUAUGAUUGUUUCCUGGUUUGAUUGGAUUGUUUCUUCCAUCACAUUCUGAUGGAAAAUGUUAACUUUUUAAUCUAGGUUUCCAAGUUCAUUGUAUGACAGUUUCUGAGGUCUCUUGCCUUUCUGUAUUUUUAUUUUCUUUUUCAGUUUUGGAUUUGGGACUUGUGAAUUCUUACUUUUUUGGCAUUCUUAUAGUUUAUCAUUUGAAUGAUUAUCCUGAAAGAAAAAAAAAUGUAAAAAGUGGUUUUUGCAGUAUUCUUAAAAAUUAAAAUGUUGACUGUAGACUUUUUUGUAGACUGAAAGAUCAUAAUACAUGUACACAUCCCAUACCCAUUUUAAACAUAUUUGCGAGUUUGGCUUUAGGUAUUUAGAAUUGUUUGCAUCAUUUGUCAGACUCAGGAUAAAUUAAAAAUCUGUUUUGGCUGGAAUUAUUGUAAGCAAAUGUAAAGUGUUAAUGCUGGAUUGUUGCUGCUUUCUUUUACUGCGUUCAUUAACACGCAACAGGAAACACGGUUACUUCAUAGACUGUAGGAAUCAAAAACCUACUAUAUCAUUGCACAAGCAUUGAAAUUGUAGACCAAAACUUUUUUUUUUUACUCUUGUGUAAUGAGUAUCUUUCACAAUAAAUCUGGUGAUUUUGAACUUGA